Rangifer tarandus platyrhynchus (Svalbard reindeer) is the source of this 303-nucleotide messenger RNA. The record is from the annotation of a GenBank genome assembly. NCBI's taxonomy places the organism in Eukaryota, Metazoa, Chordata, Mammalia, Artiodactyla, Cervidae.
AUGACUGACUCCGUGCCUCAUGGCUGUAGCCCAUCAAACUCCCUUAUUCAUGGAAUUUUCCAGGCAAGAAUACUGGAGCUGGUUGCCAUUUGGGAUGGUGUGCUUUCAAAGGGAGAAGUCCGCAUUUUGAGCCAGAGGCAGUUUCACAGCCCUAACACAGACCCUGGGCAGCACAACAUCCAAGCCUGGGCAAGGUUGCAAAAGCCAGUACCAACAGCCUGGACGGUGGGUGGUGUGUCCAGGGUCAUCUGUAAUCUCCCACACUGGGCCAAGUUCAUGCAUUACCUCUUGGAUUCAAGUUAG